Echinostoma caproni is the source of this 192-nucleotide messenger RNA. The record is from the annotation of a GenBank genome assembly. NCBI's taxonomy places the organism in Eukaryota, Metazoa, Platyhelminthes, Trematoda, Plagiorchiida, Echinostomatidae.
AUGGAAAUAGCCCUAUUCUCGCGCGAGGAAAGUGACAUCGAUUUACCACCAGGUGGCAGACUGCCUGAUCUAGAGUAUGCAGACGACACUGUGCUACUAAGUGAAGAUGCAGGUGAAACGCCAUUGGCUGAGUACGAUAUUGCAGGUUGGUUGGUUGAUGACCGUCACGAACAUCGCUCAACGACCAAGUGA